AGUUAAAACAAACUAGUUGUAGGUUUAGGUUGUUGCUAGGGCCUACGGGCCGUUUUGGUUUACAGCAGAUUAUGGUUUUUCCUACAUGACCUGAAUGCAGCAUCAGAUGAUGAGAGUGGGUCAUCAGCUGCAGACAGUCAGGUGUGGUCGGCGGGGAGAUAUUCCGACCGAAGCAGUGAUCUAGCGGACUUCAACAGGACAUAAACAACGUAAAACGCGGAUCUGUAAAAAUGACCGAGUGACAGAGCACACCUCAACAACCAAACACCUUUUUAACCUGGGCUGAAGAACGUAGCUAGAGCCCUCCUCCUGUAACAAUACAGGGAACAGUCGACUUUUCACCUAUCCGCAAGAGGAACUGAAGUGAAAUUAAAGAAACCGCAGCGGAUGUAACCACUACUGAACUGCAGUGAAAAAAAGAGAACCUUUCAGGUUCUUGCAUCUUCUUGGAGUUUAGGGCAAUAAGUGGAUUCAUGAUCAGUUGUUAAGUCACCUGUCCAUUUGGCUGUUAGAGCAACAACCACAAUAUGCCAAAUCCCUGUAAUCAUAGAGCCUUAAAUGUGUGGCUUUCCAUGCUUAAAUAAAUAGAUCUCUGUGAAGACGUUGGACUUCAUCCAAAGGAGGAAGAAGGUAGUGUCCACACCUCACUGACAGAACUGUGGAUGUAAAAAAUCAGGGCAUAAAAAAAACGAUGAGUUGUCACGAGUUGGAAAUCCCCUGUUGGAGUGUCGGUGGGUGUGACUGGAACUAAGGUGGAACCACGUGGCUGCUCUCAGCCGUCAAGCAUGAAUCAUACAUACAGAGCUCUUCAGAAACGGUCUGUUUUCUUCUGGCUGCUGUGGUUUCACUGUGAAUCCAAACUGAAUGAUGCAGACUUCUGAACUGAAACUCAAAGGAUAAACCAAAACACAAAAGGUGCUGAAAUUUGACUGGAAUGUUAUUGGCAGAGGAAUGCCUGUGAUUUUUGGACAAACUCUUGUGCUGCUUUGAGCUGGUAGCAUUGGGAGGUGAAAAAAAUCAAAAACACUGGGGAGAUCAGCAAUAUCACCUCCUCCUAUGAAACUGAUUUUACUUGGAAAUACAGUAAGAGGCCUUCCAAAUGGCGGGAAAGGACUACAAUCAUCUCUUCAAACUGCUCAUCAUUGGAGACUCCAGUGUUGGAAAAAGCAGUCUUCUGCUCCGUUUUGCAGACAACUCCUUCUCUGGCAGCUACAUCACCACCAUCGGUGUUGACUUUAAGAUCCGAACAGUGGACAUCGAUGGAGAGCGGGUUAAGCUGCAAAUCUGGGACACAGCGGGGCAGGAGAGAUUCAGAACCAUCACAUCAACGUACUACAGAAACACCCACGGGGUCAUUAUUGUUUACGACGUGACAAAUCCCGAGUCGUUUGUAAAUGUUAAGAGGUGGUUAAAUGAAAUCUCCCAGAACUGUGACAACGUCUGCAAGAUUCUAGUGGGAAACAAAAAUGACGACCCUGCCAGGAAACGAGUGGAUACCCAGGACGCUGUGCGUUUUGGGGAGUCAAUGGGGGUUCGGGUAUUCGAAACCAGUGCCAAAGAGAACAUAAACGUAGAAGAGAUGUUCAUGGCCUUCACUCACAUGGUGCUCCGGGCCAAGAAGCAGAGCCAGAACAGAGCCGAGAGGGAACGAGAGCGGGAGAAGGACACCGUCAACAUCAACGCCCACAGAGACCGAGACCGCAGGAAGAGAGGAAAGAAAUGCUGCUGAGCCCCAAACAGACUUCACAGCCACAUAGCGCUCAUCCCUUACACAAGAAGCAUUCAAACAAGAUUGGGAAAACGUGCCUUAGGAGGAAAGUGUUCUGUGUUUCAAACUGCAGAUGUGAAUGUUUGAAACUGUUGCCGGCAGUUCUGCCUAACUGCUGGUGGUGAAUGGAACUGAGACAGAGGGAUUUACAGUCUGUCAGCACUGACUGCAUGUAGCAGCUGGGAGGUUACGUGAGUUAAAGGAUCAUUCUGGUGUUUUUGAAUGUUUAGCCCAUUUACUACAAAUCACAUUUAAAGCAUUCUGUAGUGUAUUUUUGUUGUUGUUGUUGCUCUGCUGGCAGUAGGGACUGAUGAUGUCGAGGUUGGUCGGUGAGUCAUCUCUGCUGCAAACUGCCCAGAUUACUAUAAGAAGUUGAAAAUGCUUCCCAUAAAUCCAUAAUAUUUUCAGUAUCCAUUGGCCUUUUCAUUAGUGCCAAUCAUGAAUCAAAUUUCUAUUGGAAAAAGAAAAAUAUUGGACAGGUGCCAUGUCAUUAAGAACAUAUAAUUCACAAUCUUUUAGCCAAACUAGCUACUGUGGUUCCAAGAAUAACUAAAUUAAUAUGGUUUGUUACAGGACUGCAACUAUUGACCUUCUCUUUAAUCUAUUAACCAGCUGAUUACAAUCUAUUCCAAAACAUGAUAAAAGUGAAACGUCUGCGCUACAUUUCAACAAAGGAGUAACAUAACUAAAAGAGUCAGAGCAAUCAUGAUGUGAACUAACUCAAUUCUUUUUGUCUCUGGAAGUAUUUUAAUAUUGUAGUGAUAUAAACAACUGCUGCCGGAUUAAAAACACAACAAUCUGCUGUAGAACUGUAUGUGAUCGUGUUGAGUGAGCUAAAACAUACAGACACUCUGGUGCGGUCCUUUAACUUUGCACUAAUGAACCACUGUUAAUUGCUGAUGUUUUAGUUUUUUUUUUUUCUUAAUCCAGUAAACCUAAUUUACCACUGAAAGGGAACUGGUUGCAGUUGUUACUAAAUUGUAACCUUGACACACUAACAGGUGUGAUGAUGUGUACUCCGCCUAUAUGAGGCCAGUAAUAAUCCAAGACUACAGUAUGUGUGUAACCUCGACAAAUUACAAGCCCAAAAUGUUUAAUUCAUUGUUGUUGUUUUUUUAAAUAAAUCUGUUGCUUAGCAAAUGUGUCCAAAUCUAAAUAAAGCAAUACAUCCAGA
This is a messenger RNA of Etheostoma spectabile (orangethroat darter), 2942 nucleotides long. Its product is annotated as ras-related protein Rab-35. Lineage: Eukaryota; Metazoa; Chordata; Actinopteri; Perciformes; Percidae. The transcript has 7 exons. Gene Ontology annotation, molecular function: GTPase activity; GTP binding. Bases 1100 to 1729 code for a protein of 209 amino acids. The record is from RefSeq and is a predicted model, not a curated record.